Messenger RNA from Emys orbicularis (European pond turtle), 1678 nucleotides. RefSeq names its product DnaJ heat shock protein family (Hsp40) member C28 (gene DNAJC28). The transcript is spliced from 4 exons. Bases 339 to 1478 code for a protein of 379 amino acids. Lineage: Eukaryota; Metazoa; Chordata; Testudines; Emydidae. The record is from RefSeq and is a predicted model, not a curated record.
AGGAGCCGUCCCUGAGCGCGGGGUGAAAGGAGCUGCCCCCCCCUCCGCGCUUCCAGACACCACCCCUCAACGUGCGCGUGCCUUCCCGCACCUCUACGCAUGCGCCAAGCACGGGGGCGGGAGGGGGCGGGACGCGGAGGGGGCCAGAUGCCUCUCUCAGAGAAGAAAGGCCUCCUCUGUUGUAAAUUGCAGGAUUAAGGCCAAAAUCACCAUAACGGUAGGGACUGUCCGGUUUGGCCAAUGUACAUGACAGAGGGGCAUCGCUGGCACAUGAUGGCAUAUAUCACAUUAGUAGACGUGCAGGUCAUUGUUUAGGAUGUAGCAGCAUCUGAAGAAAUAUGAAGUGGCUUUGUGUCAUAUUGACAAAAAAAAUUGGAUGUCAUCUCUGGGCACUUUCAACAAUGAUUCCAAAAAAAGUAAAAACAUUUCCUUAUCCCUAUAUCAUUGAGCAUAGAAUGUUGUCAGGUUACAAGUCUAAAAAUAACAUCAAAGACUCUUACAGACUUCUUAAACUUCAGGAGGGGUGUUCCCUAGAUGAUGUAAAAAAUUCAUUUACAAAUCUUGCCAAACAGUAUCAUCCAGACAGUGGUUCCAUCACAGCUGAUUCCGCAACAUUUGUGCAGAUAGAAGAAGCAUACCGAACUGUGCUUUCUGAUGUGGCCAAGAAAAUGAAAUCAAGUGAAAGUGAAGAUGAAGAAGAAACCAAAUUCAAAUCCAAAGCGCCACAGCACAGGCAGUAUUUAAGUUUUGAAGGUGUUGGUUUUGGGACUCCGAGUCAAAGAGAGAGACAGUACAAGCAGUUUAGAGUAGACCGUGCAGCUGAGCAGGUGAUGGAAUAUCGAAAGCAGAAACUCGAGAGCCAGUAUGCUAUGAACGCUAUGAUAGCCAAAGAUAUAAGGCAGAGUAAGAAGGUAAAAAUAACCCAAGCAAUUGACCGUUUGGUUGAAGACCUCAUCCAGGAAUCAAUGGCUAAAGGAGACUUUGAUAACCUCAGUGGUAAAGGAAAACCAUUGCAGAAAUUUUCAUACUGUCCACAUAUUGAUCCUAUGACUCACAACCUGAACAGAAUUCUAAUAGAUAAUGGAUACCAACCAGAAUGGAUUCUGAUGCAGAAAGAAAUACGAGAAACUAUUGAGGAACUAAGAAAGAACAUAGUAGCAUCUAGGAAUAAACUUGGAGAGCCAAUGACACCAUGUAGACAGAAACAAUGGAGUCAGAUUUGUGAACAAUUAAUAGAAGAUAUCAAGAAACUAAACAAAAGAAUUAAUGACUUUAAUUUAAUUGUUCCCAUUCUGAAAAGACAAAUGGUUCAUUUUAAUGCAGACAAAGAAAUUGCACGAGCACAGGCGGCUUAUGAGAUCCUGAUGGAAAAAACAAAGACCAUUGAUGUGGAUACAAAGGAAAAUGAACAGGAAAAAGUUAAAAUAUUUAGACUUAAAUCCAGCUUUUUGAAGUGGAUAAAUCUUAUGCUGAAAUAAAAUAAAACGGAUAUACCAGUUUUGAUUAAAUAUUCAUGUUAAUACAUUUUGUAGUUUGAGAGAGAAUUUUUCAGGUUUACUGAAAAUAUAAAACCUACCUGUUUUAAUGUUAUAAUGUUUAGAAGGAAUCUAGCUGCUUGACCUGGCUCUCCAAGUGGUCAAUAUGAAAGCUGCUUAAGAAUAAAUAUUUUUUCUCAGCC